AUGCCUAACUGGAAGGACUUAUUAACCAACCGGGACCGCGAUUUCUACCCAGAGGUCGUGGUCCCCCUCGCCCGCGACUCGACGGCCCCAGUGACCGAGUCCAAGAACGAGGCCAAUGCACAGGAGAAGGGCGUGGCCGGAGAGUUAACAAUCGAGUCUCUGCGCGCAGAAAUCGAAUCGGGGGUUGUUGUUUCCGGCCAUGACUCUGCCUAUGACCGGAAAGCCAAGAUCAUCAACAGGGCCAUCCAGGACAUCGGAAUGGGUCGCUACCAAUGGGGCCUGUUUACGCUUUGUGGCUUCGGCUGGGUUGCCGACAACCUUUGGCUGCAGGGCGUUGCUCUAACACUGACACCGCUGUCCAUGGAAUUCGGCAUCAGCGAGUCCGAGUCUCGAUUCGCGACAUGCUCGCUCUUUGUUGGACUGAUUGUAGGCGCCACUUUCUGGGGUAUUGCAUCUGAUAUUAUCGGGCGACGACCGGCCUUCAACUGCACGCUUUUCCUCUGUGGUGCCUUUGGUCUUGCCGCUGGUGGCGGGCCUAACUGGGUUGGCACCUGUGCUCUGUAUGCGUGUCUAGGCCUGGGGGUUGGCGGAAACCUGCCAGUCGACGCCGCCGUGUUUUGCGAAUGUCUCCCUCCCGACUCGGGUGAGUUGCUCAGUGCUCUGGCGACAUGGUGGUCCGUCGGUACUCUGAUUUCCAGUAUGCUCGCCUGGGCUUUCAUCCCCAACUUCUCCUGUGAAGACGCCGCAACCUGCACGCGCGCCGACAACUGGGGAUGGCGCUACCUGGUCCUCACCCUGGGAGCCAUUACCUUUCUUAUGUGGAUCUGCCGCUUCUUCCUCUUCACCUAUUUCGAGUCCCCCAAGUUCCUGAUAUCGCGCGGCCGUCAGGAAGAAGCCGUCGCCGCCGUCCAGGGCAUCGCGCGCAAGAACCGCACCACUACGUGGCUGACCGUCGAUGUCCUGAACGAGGUUGGCGGAUUCCCGGAAGAGGCUGCGGCGGAGCAGGCGAAGAAGGAGACUUCAGCUGCCAGUGCUGUCAAGCGCUCACUCGAACGAUUUUCCCUCCAGCAGAUCAAGCCGCUGUUUGCCGAUAGGAAGCUAGGUUUUUCCACCGUCCUCAUCUGGUUCUGCUGGACCUGCAUCGGCAUGGGAUACACGCUCUUCAACGCUUUCCUGCCGCAAUACAUCGGCGCAAACUCCACUGUCUACGAAACCUACCGCAACUACGCCAUCACCGCCGUCUGCGGAAUCCCCGGCCCGCUAGUCGCCUAUUGGCUCGUCGGACUCCCGUACAUUGGGCGAAAGGGCACAAUGGCAAUCUCGACCGCCAUAACCGCCGUCCUGCUCUUCUGCUUCACGGCCUCCAAGGACCCGAACGUGCAGCUCGUGUGCUCGUCGCUCGAAUCCUUCUUCCAGAUGAUGAUGUAUGGUGUGCUGUACGCGUACACCCCUGAGGUCUUCCCCGCGCCGAACCGCGGCACCGCAGCAGGCAUUGCGAGCUGUUUGAAUCGUAUUGCAGGUCUCAUGGCGCCGAUUAUCGGUAUCUAUGCGAGUGGAAACCCCAUUGCCCCGAUUUAUGCGAGUGGUGGCCUUCUGCUAGCCUCGUUCGUGGCGAUGGUGUUUUUGCCGUUUGAGACGAGGGGCAAGCAGGUUGUUUAG
Aspergillus mulundensis is the source of this 1659-nucleotide messenger RNA. Its product is annotated as MFS transporter. The coding region runs from base 1 to 1659 and encodes 552 amino acids. The record is from RefSeq and is a predicted model, not a curated record. Gene Ontology annotation, molecular function: transmembrane transporter activity. The transcript is spliced from 7 exons. NCBI's taxonomy places the organism in Eukaryota, Fungi, Ascomycota, Eurotiomycetes, Eurotiales, Aspergillaceae. Gene Ontology annotation, biological process: transmembrane transport.